This is a messenger RNA of Pseudogymnoascus destructans, 1423 nucleotides long. RefSeq lists its product as uncharacterized. The transcript has a single exon. The coding region runs from base 119 to 1357 and encodes 412 amino acids. The record is from RefSeq and is a predicted model, not a curated record. Lineage: Eukaryota; Fungi; Ascomycota; Leotiomycetes; Thelebolales; Thelebolaceae.
AGCGAGACCUUCAAUCACGAUAUCAUCCGAUAACUAGACGUCAACUCCACCUUCUUCACCUUAUAAAGCUCAAGAAUUCUCCCAAACUUGGCUAUAAGUCAAUAGCACAACCGCCAGUAUGGAUGAGGCAUACAACCAACACUAUCCGCACAUUCGGCUCCACAACCGUUCCUCGACCUCACUGAACGCCCUCUCUCUCGCGCCCCUCACCUCCCGAUUCCCCAUUGAUGAUGCGGACGAAGCUCAGACUCCACAACCUCCACAACCUCCACGACCUGAACACCGCCUCUCAUACCUAGAAACUGCCUCUAUCCCACCGUCGCCCGGCAUUCUGGCCAGCUCCCGCUCCCCGUCGCGCACCAGACCCCGGCGAUCCCUGAGCUCAUCUGGCAUCCCAAAGUCCAAGUCGAGCACACAAAUCCACAAAGACGUUACCUCCGCUCACUACCCUAAACCACAUGUCCAUAAAAGCGGUGCUAUUACCCCCGGGCCGCGCCCAACCCACGGAAACAAGCACCGAUCUAUUGCGUCAGAAGACUUCGCGCUCGGAUUCUUCAAUCGCAGGAAGCCCGACGACGACGACUGGCUACUCCGCACUGGCUCCCUGAUCAUCUCAGCCUCGCGCGAGUCGAAGGGCCAAGCAUGGCUAGUGUCCCGCGCCAGCUCUACCUCCCUGGCGGGCCUCGAUAAUGACGACGACUCGGAGGAUGACCGUGUCGCUGAAUACGGCUUCGUCCGCUCCCGCCGCCCAAGUGGAGACGCCGAUGACGAACUAUCCCUCGUCACAACUCGAUCUUUCGCCGCACACAGCCGGAGCGCUUCGCGCUUUGCCUCCCGCACACAGAGCCGGGCUCACUCGCGUGUACAAUCUCGUCGAGGGAGUAGAUCGGGGCUGGUUCUCACACCGCUUCAAGCGCAGGAGAUGGACAGCUACUUCCAGCUCGCUGGCAUCGACAUGACGAAACCGGAUUUUGUCGAUGUCGAUGAGGAUGCUGAGGCAGAGCCUGCGCAGGCCCGUCAUGACGAGAUGCUCAUGCGGCGGCUUGCGAAGACAGGGACGCUGGGUCUGGGGACGUGGGUGGAGCGGCUGAUGGGGUGGAGCCUUUUUGCGGUGGAAGAGGAUUGGGAGGAGACGGAUGGUGAAGGGGAAGGGGCCGAGACAGAGACUACUGAUACGGAUGUAGAGGGUUAUGGGCGAGGCAGGAAGGAACGAGAACGGAAGCAAUGGGGGGAGAUGCUUGAGAAGGAGGCAAAGGAGCAAGGUGUUGUGUUGCCCCCGCCGCCGGAAGGAUCUGAAGAAGGGGGAUGGGGAGAUGCGGCUUGGUUGUUGAGUGUUGCUACGAAAGUGCUUCUCUGAGCGUAUAUAGAAAUGCUAAUAUUAAUAUUAAUGAAAGGAUGCUUCGGCGGAUUUAUUAGAAUAUGA